AUGGAUAGAGAGCAGGAAGAGCUUCAGUUUCUGGGUUUCUUUGGCAUACUGAAAGAAUCCUUCAAAAUCAUAUUUUCAUGGAGAAAAAUCUUCAGCCAAAUAACUCUAGCCCUUAUUUUCCCUCUCUCUUUCAUCUUCCUAGCUCACAUACAAAUCUCUCAGCUCCUCUUUAUAAACAUCUUGAGAGACCAGGACGCCUUGAAUUAUACCAGAGUUGGGUCUUCCAGGUAUACCAAGCUGUCUGAUAUACUGUCAUCCGAAUGGACUGCGUUUUGGCUCUUCAAAGCUGCAUAUUUCACUUUCCUUCUCAUCCUCUCGCUUCUCUCAACCUCAGCUGUUGUUUACACAAUUGCAUGCAUCUACACAGCCAAGGAGAUCUCCUUCAAGAAGGUCAUGAGUGUUGUGCCCAAGGUUUGGAAACGACUUGUUGUGACUUUUCUCUGGAGUUUCACCAUUGUUAUGGUCUACAACGUCAUUGCUGCAGUCUUGUUACUCUCGUCGGUUGCUUUCCUAGGACUUAGCAACGUUGGAGUCGUGAUUUUUGUUGUUCUCUUCAUCUUAUACUUAUCAGGAUUCGUUUACAUCACCCUCGUUUGGCAUCUGGCCAGCGUUGUUUCAGUGUUGGAAGAUGUUUAUGGGAUCAAAGCCAUGAUCAAGAGCAAGGCCCUGAUAAAGGGUAAGAUCGGAGUUGCAGCGGCCAUGUUUCUUCUGCUUGUCCUUUGUUUUCUUGGGAUUCAGUUGCUGUUCGAGGGUGGUGUGGUGUUUGCUCCGGUGAGCACUGAAAUCAAAAUUGUGAUUGGAAUCCUUUGCUUCUUGCUGCUUUUCAAGGUUAUUCUCUUCGGGCUUGUUGCUCAAACAGUCAUCUAUUUUGUCUGCAAAUCCUAUCACCAUGAGAAUAUAGACAAGUCUUCUUUAGCAGAUCAUCUCGAGGUUUAUCUUGGGGAGUAUGUUCCUCUCAAGGCCAAGGAUGUCCAACUGGAGCAAUUCCAUGUGUAA
Messenger RNA from Theobroma umbraticum, 996 nucleotides. RefSeq lists its product as uncharacterized. The record is from RefSeq and is a predicted model, not a curated record. Lineage: Eukaryota; Viridiplantae; Streptophyta; Magnoliopsida; Malvales; Malvaceae.